Messenger RNA from Panicum virgatum (switchgrass), 1073 nucleotides. RefSeq names its product zinc finger protein 385B-like. The record is from RefSeq and is a predicted model, not a curated record. The coding region runs from base 1 to 936 and encodes 311 amino acids. The transcript is spliced from 3 exons. NCBI's taxonomy places the organism in Eukaryota, Viridiplantae, Streptophyta, Magnoliopsida, Poales, Poaceae. Gene Ontology annotation, molecular function: nucleic acid binding; zinc ion binding.
AUGGAGUCCUCGCGCCGGGGCUCGGCCACCGCCGCGGCCGACGGCGACGUCAGCGACGGCCGCCCCUCCCGCUACCUUCUGUCGCACGGAAGAACUUCACUAUGCGUGACUGGUGCAGGGUACUCGACUCUGGUGAUUAGGGACGCGCUGCAGGCACAGCUUCAGAAGGAUCGCCUUCGCCAGGAGAUCAUCGAGGCCGAGCUGGCCAAGAUAGAUCGCGCCCUUAACUGCAUGGCUGAUGUGCAACAGGGUAAACCGGUCCCCUUCGUGCUGCACCGUGGGGAUUUGGGUGCGGUCCAAGAUCCCAAGGAUAAGGAUGAAAGGAGUUGCAGUUUGGACUUGAAGCCCUGGAAACCUGUCACGGAGAGCAAACAGCAAGAGUCGAAUGAGAAACUGACGGAAAUAACCUUACCAGUAAAGCAACCAAAGUCAUCAGAGAGAUGGAGCUGUACCGUCUGCCAGGUGGAAGCAACAAGUGAGCACAACUUACAGCAGCAUUUCGCAGGGCAGCAGCACCGGUCAAAUGUGGCAAGCUUGGAAUCAAGGAACAAUGGUGGAAGGCACCAGACAACGAUUCGUGCCCUGCAGCAGGAAGAAAGCAAGAGUAUGGCAAUGAGCUAUGGGCACCUAGGAGCACCCUCUGCUUGGGGUAAACUACCUUUGAAUGGUUCUAGCAGCAAUAGCGUUGGGAGCUCGGAGAUGGCGCGGCACAUGAUUUCACUAUAUUUCUGCAAGGUCUGUAAUGUGCAGUGCAGCGAUGAGUUUAAGUUUGAGGAGCAUCGUCGGGGCAAGAAACACAGAGGGAAGGUGUGGAAGCAGAAGGUGAUGACCUUCUGCAAUGUCUGCAAGGUGCAGUGCAACAGCGAACAGAUGCUCGCCAACCAUCUUACUGGGAAGAAGCAUCAGAAAAAUGCAAGCCUAAUGGGGCUGAUUUGAAGCAGGCAGCUGGUACAAUGGAUGUGUCCAUGAUUUGAAUCAUGCUAUGGUGUUUUGCGCUCAUUUUGUGGAAUGGCUGCAACUAUAUCUUUUGUCAUUAGUACAACAUAUUUUGAUAUAUAUGUUAUAAUAUAUGU